This is a messenger RNA of Homarus americanus (American lobster), 2130 nucleotides long. RefSeq names its product extensin-2-like. The coding region runs from base 1 to 2130 and encodes 709 amino acids. The transcript is spliced from 9 exons. NCBI's taxonomy places the organism in Eukaryota, Metazoa, Arthropoda, Malacostraca, Decapoda, Nephropidae. The record is from RefSeq and is a predicted model, not a curated record.
AUGUCGUCGUCAGUAGCUAAUAAUAACACAGCCCAGUUGUCAAAGAUCACAGAUGAGGGACCACUCAGGACCACAGAUGUUGAAGUUUUCCCCCCCAGGACCACAGAUGUUGAAGUCUUCCACCAAGGACCACAGAUGUUCAAGUCUUCCCCCACCAGGACCACAGAUGUUCAAGUCUUCCCCACAGGACCACAGAUGUUCAAGUCUUCCCCACAGGACCACAGAUGUUCAAGACCACAGAUGUUCAGUCUUCCCCCAGGACCACAGAUGUUCAAGUCUUCCCCACCAGGACCACAGAUGUUCAAGUCUUCCCCCACAGGACCACAGAUGUUCAAGUCUUCCCCCACAGGACCACAGAUGUUCAAGUCUUCCCACCACCAGGACAACAGAUGUUCAAGACCACAGAUGUUCAAGUCUUCCCCACCAGGACCACAGAUGUUCAAGUCUUCCCCCACCAGGACCACAGAUGUUCAAGUCUUCCCCACCAGGACCACAGAUGUUCAAGUCUUCCCCCACCAGGACCACAGAUGUUCAAGUCUUCCCCCACCAGGACCACAGAUGUUCAAGUCUUCCCACCAGGACCACAGAUGUUCAAGUCUUCCCCCACCAGGACCACAGAUGUUCAAGUCUUCCCCCACCAGGACCACAGAUGUUCAGAGUCUUCCCCACCAGGACCACAGAUGUUCAAGUCUUCCCCCACCAGGACCACAGAUGUUCAAGUCUUCCCCACCAGGACCAGAUGUUCAAGACCACAGAUGUUCAAGUCUUCCCCCACCAGGACCACAGAUGUUCAAGUCUUCCCCACCAGGACCACAGAUGUUCAAGUCUUCCCCACCAGGACCACAGAUGUUCAGAGUCUUCCCCACCAGGACCACAGAUGACCACAGAUGUUCAGAUCUUCCACCACCAGGACCACAGAUGUUGAAGUUUUCCCCAAAAGGACCACAGAUGUUCAAGUCUUCCCCACCAGGACCACAGAUGUUCAAGUCUUCCCCCACCAGGACCACAGAUGUUCAAGUCUUCCCCACCAGGACCACAGAUGUUCAAGUCUUCCCCCACCAGGACCACAGAUGUUCAAGUCUUCCCCUGGACCACAGAUGUUCAAGUCUUCCCCAGGACCACAGAUGUUCGUCUUCCCCACCAGGACCACAGAUGUUCAAGUCUUCCCCCACCAGGACCACAGAUGUUCAAGUCUUCCCCACCAGGACCACAGAUGUUCAAGUCUUCCCCCACCAGGACCACAGAUGUUCAAGUCUUCCCCCACCAGGACCACAGAUGUUCAAGUCUUCCCCACCAGGACCACAGAUGUUCUGUCUUCCCCACCAGGACACAGAUGUUCAAGUCUUCCCCCACCAGGACCACAGAUGUUCCAGGACCACAGAUGUUCAAGUCUUCCCCCCACCAGGACCACAGAUGUUCAAGUCUUCCCCCACAGGACCACAGAUGUUCAAGUCUUCCCCACCAGGACCACAGAUGUUCAAGUCUUCCCCCACCAGGACCACAGAUGUUCAAGUCUUCCCCACCAGGACCACAGAUGUCCGUCUUCCCACCAGGACCACAGAUGUUCAAGUCUUCCCCCACCAGGACACAGAUGUUCAAGUCUUCACCACCAGGACCACAGAUGUUGAAGUUUCCCCAAAAGGACCACAGAUGUUCAAGUCUUCCCCACCAGGACCACAGAUGUUCAAGUCUUCCCCCCACCAGGACCACAGAUGUUCAAGUCUUCCCCCCAGGACCACAGAUGUUCAAGUCUUCCCCCACCAGGACCACAGGAUACAGAUGUUCAAGUCUUCCCACAGGACCACAGAUGUUCUGUCUUCCCCACCAGGACCACAGAUGUUCAAGUCUUCCCCACCAGGACCACAGAUGUUCAAGUCUUCCCCCACAGACCACAGAUGUUCAAGUCUUCCCCACCAGGACCAGAUGCAAGCUUCCACCACCAGGACCACAGAUGUUGAAGUUUUCCUGAAGGACUACAGAUGUUCCAUGCCUCUACCAGGACCAUGUGCUCUGACGAGUGAAGACUGCGGCACGGGGAGUGAAGACUGCAGCAUGGAGAAUGAAUACUAUGGUAUGGGAAGUGAAUACUGCGGCAAGGGAGUGAAUAUUGCGGCACGGCACAGUGAGUGA